Messenger RNA from Coregonus clupeaformis (lake whitefish), 1410 nucleotides. RefSeq names its product microtubule-associated protein 1A-like. The record is from RefSeq and is a predicted model, not a curated record. The coding region runs from base 526 to 1410 and encodes 294 amino acids. Gene Ontology annotation, molecular function: GTP binding. The transcript has 7 exons. Lineage: Eukaryota; Metazoa; Chordata; Actinopteri; Salmoniformes; Salmonidae.
UUGAAUAAUGUAAUGUGACAGAAAUUGGAUCGAAUGUAACUGUAAUAACUCAUACAUUUUGUUAUACAUUAUCAUUAUUCAAUACUCUCCAUCUUGGAUAAUGGAUGAUCAGGAGCAAUACCAUAGCCCUCCCACAAUAUAUUUGCCAUAGAGCUGAACAAUUCACACACCAAAAUAAAAAAUGGAACAGCUUGAAUUCAGCUUGAUAUCAUAGUAUGAAGCAUUCAGUCAUUCUUUGACUGCUCACAUAGUAGCGCAGCUUACAUCCCUUUCCCUAGAUGUACAUUAGUAAUGAAUGUGGUGAACAAUCAUUCCAAUAUGAUGUAUGGUAUUUCAUUAAUUUAUGUAAUGAGACAGAAAUUCAAUGAUCAAUUAUAACUAAUGCAUUCUGUUUUACAUGAUCAUUAUUCAUGACUCUCCAUCUUGGAUAAUGGAUGAUCUGAAGACCGUUCAGUGUAUUUACAACAUGAGACCCAGGAGAACAAGCUGAAGAGGGAGGCAUCAGCUGUUGAGCUUGAGUUGAAAAUGGAAAAAGAAUUAAAAGAGAUAUUAAGAGAUGAGAUGAUGAAACAACUAGAGGAGAAAGACACACAACUGGAUGAUAUGACCCAGGAAGUGAGAGAGAAAGAGAGACUACUAGAGGAGAAGAACCAGACAAUGGGACAGAGGGAUAAACUAUUAGAAGAGAAAGAAAACCAACUGGAACAAAAAGAGAAGCAACUAAAGGAUAGAGACAUUCAACUAGAGACACUGAGAAAGAACCUGCAGGACAAGAACAGCCAAGUAGAGAACUUCAGAGUCCUACUGCAGGAAAAAUACCUUCAACUAGAGGACAGGAACCACAGACUGGAAGAGAAGGACAGACUACUGGAAGAGAGUGAAAAUGAACUAAAAGAGAGGAGGCAGGAACUAGAAGAGAAAUAUAAACUACUAGAGGAGAGCAAGAAGCAGUUAAAGGAAAGAGACAAACAAGUGGAGGAUGUCAACAAUGAAAAUGCUGAACUGGCUCAACAGAUAUGUGAUGUGAAGACUGAGGUAGAGAGACUGAGAAGAGAGACCUCAGCACUGAUGACUGAACAUGGAGACACCUCAUAUACAGGUUCCAUAAUACCAGUCAGGAGGAGACAGAGCAUGAAUUAUCCUCCACUCAUGGGAGGAGAGACCUCAGGUACAGACCCCACACUUCCACUGAUGAGGACAAACAGCAUGAGUUCAUUCCUCCAGAUAUGCUGUGUUGUGUUGUGUUGCAGUGGGAAGAGAGAGCAGCAGUCCAGACUCCCCCAGUGUCUCCCCAGUGUGUCUGAGCUGAGACUGGUGCUGCUGGGGAGGACUGGGGCUGGGAGGAGUGCAGCAGGAAACACCAUCCUUGGCAGAGAGGAGUUUGGGGCCCAGGCCAGCCCUCUGCAGUGA